UGAUGCUUCCUCAGAGCAAGCUGGGGGAUCUUGCUGUGCACAAUAUGGUUAACAUGUUUCCUGCACUUCUACAGUGAACAUGAUGCAAAAGGACUUAAUUGGCUAUAAAACACUUGCGAGACAUCCUGAGGUGGUGAAAGGUGCAGCAUAAAUGCAUUUUUCCUCCAAUCACACGAUAAAAUGUUUUCUCUUUGUGCCUAGAAUGUUCUGGAAGCCUAACUUUAUCAUGUCCAGAGUUUUUUUUUUAAUCCUUCCACAGGAUGUACACCACAUUGGCCUAAUGCUCGUCCAUUCCCCAGCUGCCCGUAAGUUAAUGCUGAGCAACCUUCUUGAACUGUUGCAGUCUAUGUGAUGUAGGUGCACUCAGUGCUGCUAGGAAAGAAGUCUUACAAUUUUUACGGACUGACUGUGAAGAAAGUGCCAAUAUGGUUGCAACUCAGGAUGGAGUGUUGCCUCUCAUUAAUCAACUCUCACGUUUUGGAUAAAAACAAAAAAACUGCAGGUGUUGGAAGUCUGACACAGGCUAAUCAGGGAUGGGUGGAUUACAAAAUGGUGGUGAACAACCACAGGAAAGGAUCUUAAAGGGAUCUUGGCUUGAAGGUUAGGAGGGAGGCAGUGAUGUGAAGUGAAUUUGAUUUAAUUUGUUUUCACAUGUAUUUAAGUACAGUGAAAAGUUUUGUUUUGCCUGUAGUACAGGGAGAUCAUAAUAUACAAGGUCUUACAGAUCAUAGGGUGUUUAAACAGAGCGAGGCAUACAAGGUUACAGUUGCACAGGAGGUGCACAAAAGCAAGAUCAACAUUAGAUUUGAAAUUAGAGAGGUGACAAAAGUUGCUGAAGAUUUGAGUGAGGGGUGAGGCAACCAGUUGCCUGAAGUUUGAGCAUUCGCUGGAACAGAGUGGGUCUCUUCCUGAUCUUUGCCAGAUUCUUAAAAAGGGCCAGCACAGAAAGCAAAUUAGGUAACCAACUAUUAGUUAUUUGACAGUUCAGUGUAAAUUAUAUAAUUAAUGGGAUAUAAAUAUAGAUUCUUAAAAUUUGUCUAUCAACCAAAACAUUUUCUGAAUUUUUUUCUCAAAUGUUCUCAAUAUUUAUCUCACUCUUUCUCCAACUAUUUCUUCUCUUUCUUUGCAUUUGUCAGUCUCUUGCUUGUUUCUUACUGUUCUGUCUUUCUCUUCCUCGCGUGUGAUCUCUCCCCUUUCUGUUGUUCAUUUUCUUUCUCCCUUUCUCCAUUCCUUAGAAAUAAGUCACUCUCUCCUCUCCUUACUCUAUCGCAUGUCCUUCCUCUCUCUAUCUCUUUACUUUUGUAUCUCUCUGUUUCUGGUUGCCUGCCUGCCUUUUCUUGCCCUCUCUGUCAGUCUCUGUGUCAGACUCCAUAUCUCUGUAAGUCUCUUUUUCUCUUUUCUCUUUCCUUUCUUUCAGAAUGUGCUAUCUCAAUUUCUCUAUUUCCUCUCUCGAACUCAAUCAGCCCCCUUCUCUCUCUCUCUCUUUUCUUUCAGACUGUUUUACCGCCAUCUCUGUAUUUCACUCUAAUUUCGUCAGUCCCUUUCUUUUUCCUUUCUUUCAGCGUGUGUUAUCUCUUUCGCUCUAUUUCCUCUUUAAUUCUGUCAGUCCCUUUCUUUCGGUGUGUGUAAUCUCCAUCUUUAUUUCCUCUCUAAAUCAGUCAGUCCCUUUAUCUCUCUCUCCUCUUUCGGUGUGUUAUCUCCAUCUUUCUAUUUCCUCUCUCUAAUUCUCAGUCCCUUUUUUUCUUUUUCUCCUUUCUAUCGAUGUGUGUUAACUACAUCUCUCUAUUUCCUCUCUAAUUCUGUCAGUCCCUUUCUCUCUCACUCUCUCUGUCAGUUUCUCUCUCCCGCUCUCGGCUUUGUGUGAAUCAGACAGCCUGGGGUCUCAAGUCUGAUCUGUUGCAAACAAAAGAGCCACAGAGUUGGCUCGGGCGCAUUUGGAGACGCGAAGGGACCUCUUUCCAUCUCCCCCCCCCCCCCCCCCAGAAGGAGGCCUCUUCUCUCUCUCUAUCUUUCUUUCCCUGCCUCUAUUGAAUUAGGACAAAGCCCCGGCACGUGUGCUAUGAAUAGGAGCAGGACAAAAAGAGCAGGCCGGACGUGUGGCUCCCUUAUAGUCAUUUACAUAAUGGGGAGCAAACACGCGUCAGAACAGGUACAUCUGGCGCCUCCUGGGAGACUCGACAGUCCCUCUUGGAUCAGAUUACCCUCUUUGUCUGAUUGGUUCUUCAUCUCAAGCCAUCUGCUUGAGAUGGACCAGACAAUGGGAUCUUGCAGCCUUUAAAUAGCCCGAACAGUGCGGCGAUUGAACAGUUCCAAAGUGGGAAAGAUUGCUGCUUUUGCUCACGCUCCUGUUCUCCCUGGCAGCACAGAGUACAGUGCUCACUUGCAGGCUGCUGGGUUUUUUUUUGUUGUUGGUUUGACAAGACACGAACUUCCUGAGCCAAGAUGCCCCGAGGCUUUCUGGUGAAGAGAACCAAGAGAGCUGCCCCUGUCUCAUACAGGGUACGCAGCGUCGAAGAGGAAUGGGGCGUUCCAGAGGCAGUGCCGUCCCUAUGGGGGCAGGGGAGGGCCUCUCUACAUCCCACCUCCUCCACUGACAUUAGGCCGGGAUACUGUGGAGUGCCAAGCUCCCCUUGCGCCCCGGACCGCAGCCCUAACCGGCCAGUCAGCAGUUGCCCUGGCUCCCCAGGUCGGCCAGGCAAUUCCAGCUCGCCUAUCCUGGCGGAAUCCUUCCCCAGCCCCUUGGCUCUGGCUUCGUCGCUGGGACGAGCGGUCUUCGUGGCCUCGGUGUCAGAUGAGGAGGUGAAGAUGGGCUCCAAUUGUACCAGCAUCCAAGCGGUCAAGAGGCAACUGCCUCCGGCCAAAGCCAAGGUGCAGAGCAAGAAGCCUAGGGCGGACAGGAAGCCUUACAGGGACGAGGUGACCACUUCACCGGUCUUGGGGCUAAGGAUCACCAAAGAGCUGACGGACUAUCAGCAGCACAAGAGCUCAGGUCAGCCCCUGGGUGAGUUCAUCUGCCAGCUGUGUAAGGAGGAAUACGCCGACGCCCUGUCCCUCGCCCAGCACCGGUGCUCCAGAAUCGUCCGGGUGGAGUAUCGCUGCUCCGAAUGUGACAAGGUGUUCAGCUGUCCGGCCAACCUGGCAUCUCACUGCCGCUGGCACAAGCCCAGGAACCCCAGCGGCCUGCAAGCGCAAGAGGGGGCCAAGGAGAGCAACAAGAGCAAAGCCAGGAGUGAGGAGCAGCCGGCCAGCCCCUCAGGCCGGCCUUGCGAGUCGCCUAGCCUGGAAGAAGAGCUGUUCGACUGCCCGCUCUGCGGUAAGAAGUUCCGUCGCCAAGCCUACCUCAGGAAGCACAUGGCCACUCACCGAGGCUCCAUGCUGCUGUCAGGCGGCCAAGUGUACCUCCAGCGGCCCCAGAGGAAGCCUGACGUUAGCUCGCACUCAGGACUCGCCUGCUCAGGUUCUGAUGGGCUCCCUGAGGCAUCCUUCUCCCCCUGCCAGGUCCUCAGCAAUGGCAAGUGUCAGCCCUUGGAGAACAGGCAAGUGAUGCUGCUGCAGCUGUCCACGGCGCCGGCGGUGAUGUGAAACGAGGGCGGAAUCGAAACAUAAACUCCGAAACCCCAUCACCCGGUCUUGGUCUUAUUUAUUGUGUGUGUGUGAGAAUGAAGAAUAAAGGAACUUCCAAAAUAACGCGAAUAAAACAGUCUCGAAACGAGGAGAGGGAAGCAAGGGCAAAGUUCACUAGCCUGGUACUUGUAACAGUAAAAUGGUUUAAAUACAAAGUAUAAUUUAUAUAAGUUAUUUAUAUAUUGCUUUUUUUGUUAAUCUUAUAUGUAUAUAGAAUGCUUUUUUUGUACAAGAUCUUCCUAUAACUGUUUAGAAACUUUUUUUGUCCGGUUGGGGUGGGUUAACAAAAGAGUAAUU
Molecule: messenger RNA, 3921 nt
Organism: Chiloscyllium plagiosum (whitespotted bambooshark)
Lineage: Eukaryota; Metazoa; Chordata; Chondrichthyes; Orectolobiformes; Hemiscylliidae
Product: insulinoma-associated protein 1b-like
Biological process (GO): regulation of cell cycle process; negative regulation of transcription by RNA polymerase II; neuron differentiation
Cellular component (GO): nucleus; transcription repressor complex
Molecular function (GO): DNA-binding transcription repressor activity, RNA polymerase II-specific; RNA polymerase II cis-regulatory region sequence-specific DNA binding
Source: RefSeq, a predicted model, not a curated record